Molecule: messenger RNA, 1646 nt
Organism: Cladophialophora immunda
Lineage: Eukaryota; Fungi; Ascomycota; Eurotiomycetes; Chaetothyriales; Herpotrichiellaceae
Exons: 7
Coding region: 446-976 (176 amino acids)
Molecular function (GO): calcium ion binding; enzyme regulator activity
Source: RefSeq, a predicted model, not a curated record
CCAGAUCACGCACCCAACCUCACAGACCAAACCACCACACACUCACUCACUCACUCACCAGUGACAGGGCAUCAAAUCAGUCCUCUUGUUUCAGCUUGGUAUUUCAGCCCGAUAUCCCAAAACCUCGAGCAAGACACAUUGCAGCCUAUCCCCCCCUUGUCUCACCACUCCCGAUACCUGACUACCGUGUUUGGGCCUUGACCAGCUAGCUGUUCGGUCGUGGCGCAGCCCUGUUCCAAUCCUUCCAAUCCAUCCAGAUCCCGGCCCAGCUGGCCCUUUUCCCACGCAGUCAGGCACCUGCAUCCGCCCUGCGUCGCUCCCCGAGGCGUCUCGCGCCCCCCGGUACUUUGGCUUCCCCUAUCGCUGAGCCUGACCUCUGUCAAAGCGCCUAGCGCCUUAUCACCUUAUAUCCCAGCCCCGUCUCUUCCUUCCUCUCUUCUUCCAUAUGCCACCCACACUCGAGAAGAUCGAUACCAACCCUCCCCCACCAGCAUACAGAUCGAAGACCGCCAUGACUCCCGUCACCCACAAGCAUUUGUCCGACGAAGAGGUCAAGGCGUUCAAGGACGUCUUUGCUCUGUUCGACAAAGAUGGAAGUGGCACCAUUACGGCGCAAGAACUCGGUGAAAUCAUGAAGUCUCUCGGCCAGAACCCGUCCGACUCAGAGUUGCAGGAUAUGAUCAAUGAGGUCGAUGUUGAUCGCUCCGGCAGCAUAGAUUUUGAAGAAUUCCUCAAAAUGAUGUCCACCACCGUCAAAGCACAAGACUUUGCCCAUGAGACCCGCGCCGCAUUCAACGUCUUCGACAAGGACGGCUCUGGUACCAUCUCUGCCGACGAAUUACGUCAGGUGAUGAAAUCCCUCGGGGAAAACCUGACCGAUGAGGAGAUCGACGAGAUGAUUCGCGAGGCGGACAAGGACAAGAAUGGGACAAUAGAUUAUGAGGAAUUCGUGCAGCUUCUGUCGCCUAAACCAUAAAGGGGGGCUAGAAGAAAGCAGCUGGUCUUUCGCUUUGACGCUGCACAAGAUAUAUCCGCUAAUGGCGGGUAUAAUCCACGUGGCAACGAUGAUAUCCCACGUAUGACUGUUGAGACCGACACCCCUUCCCAGAACAACAACACAACAACACUACUGCACGCUCAUGCCCUCAUACCCCUUCAAUGCAGCCCAGCGUAUUCGAACACGACUUGUCACGCAGCGCUUCCCGGUCACUUUUGAUUUAUCCAAGAUGGAGAGAGGAACGAGUUGGUGAGGCAAGCGGUGGAAAGGGUCUCUUACACCCGUUCUAGAUGAACCUGCUCUCUUUGCUAUGAUGAUAAUGGAACCAAGGGGGGGUUGUCAAAGAUAGCUCCAGAGACUCCCCAGUAGCUAGCUAUGACGGACACGGAAACAGCAUUUGAGCCUGCCAGUCCUUCCCCUCCCCGAGUUCUCAAAGCCUGCCACCGUUUCAUGUGAUCAAUACUAUCUUCUCUCUCGAUUCGGCCCUCUCUCUCUCUCAUUAUGGCCCUAGUUUCGGCUCACGGACUACAACGAACCCCUUCGCUGGCUGAAAAGCGAGGAGAAAGUGGGAAAAAGCGUGGUGGGUGGGUAGGUAGGUAGGUAGGUAGGUCGGUAGGUGCUUCACCGGUCCCGAGACCGAAUUUUGUGA